Bacidia gigantensis is the source of this 1641-nucleotide messenger RNA. RefSeq lists its product as uncharacterized. The coding region runs from base 1 to 1641 and encodes 546 amino acids. The transcript is spliced from 6 exons. The record is from RefSeq and is a predicted model, not a curated record. Gene Ontology annotation, cellular component: plasma membrane. Gene Ontology annotation, molecular function: nucleobase transmembrane transporter activity. Gene Ontology annotation, biological process: transmembrane transport; nucleobase transport. NCBI's taxonomy places the organism in Eukaryota, Fungi, Ascomycota, Lecanoromycetes, Lecanorales, Ramalinaceae.
AUGUCUUUCCUUUCUCCCAAUCGCCUCAAGGCUCGCAUUGCCCCACAGCUACAUCGACGGGUUCCAUUCGAGGCUGGCAUGUACGCCAAUAGCCCACGAUGGUCGAAUAAAGAUCUUGACCCUGUACCUGUACACAUGAGGACAUGGGGCGGCUUGGAUUACUGGGCAUAUUGGACGUCGGACAUGCUGGCACCUCCGCUUGCAAGCACUGUCUCAUCUGUCAUGGCUCUCGGCUUCACUGCUCGAGAGACCAUACCAAUCGUGUUCUUCGGCUUCGCCAUCUGUAGCGUGGUCAUCACAUUGACGGGCAAGAUGGGCGCCCAAUACAGUAUCGCCUUUCCUGUCAUCGUCCGAUCAAUCUUUGGAAUGUACGGCUCUUACCCAGCCAUCUGUAUUAGAGCCUUCGUUGCAGCCAUGUGGACAGCGAUUCUUUGCGUACAAGCCGGAGGCUUUUUGCAAAAUUGCAUCCAGGCGAUAUGGCCAAGCUUCAGAAGGUUCCCUAAUCACCUUCCCGCGGAUGCUGGCAUCACGUCCGCGGGCUUGCUGUGCUUCUUCCUCUAUUGGAUAUUUCAGACAAUGCUGGCCCUGAUGCCUAUUCAGAAGCUUCGAAUUCUGUUUCUCGUCAAAGCAGUCAUUGUGCCUCCCACCUUCUUGGCCUUGUUCCUUUGGGGUGCCAUUGUGACAAAGGGUGGAGGACCUCUAGUGACUGGUCAUGCCAAAUUGACGAGUACCUACAUGAACACUGCCUACUCGUCCCUGACCGGGCUGAACGCCAUCAUAGGCCUGUUCUCCAGCAUGGCGGUCAACAUGCCAGAUUUCGGGCGAUUUUCCAAAAAUGGUCUUGCAGGAUACCACCAAUUUUUUGCACUGCCAGUAAUAGGGACACUCGGAGCUCUAACGCCAAUCUUCGUCACAUCAGCUCACAGCUACAUCUGGGGCGAGUUUCAAUGGUACAUGCCUGCCGUGAUCAUGGAUUUCGAUAGUCGGGCCGCUCAGUUCUUCACCGCCUUCUCUUUCAUGCUCGCGACUAUUGGCAAUCAAAUUGCUGCCGGCACUUACCCCUUCAGUAACGAUGUAUCUGGUCUUUGUCCGAAGUACAUCAACAUCUUCCGAGCCACUGUCAUCAUCUCGGUCUUUUGCGUUGUCUGCACCCCAUGGAACAUUAUCAAGAACGCUGCUGGUCUUCUAGCGUUCCUUUCUGGUUACUCUUGUCUGAUGGGACCCUUGGCCGGUGUCAUGGUAUCUGAUUUCUACCUCAUCAAGAAAAGAAAGCUCGAUAUCCACGAGCUGUAUAAGGAUCACGGAAUCUAUCACUACUCUUAUGGUGUGAAUUGGAGAGCAUUUGCUGCCUUUUUCAUCGCAUUCAUCCCUUUGCUUCCUGGGUUUGCAAAGUCUAUCAGUGUGACUUUGAAUGUUGGAGGGGCAUGGAAGAUUUAUACGUUCGCUUGGUUAUAUGGCUUCUUCAUCGCUGUUCUUAGCUACUACAUCAUCUGCACAUACGUCUCACCUAUCACUAGUGCGCUGGUCGACGAGGCAAUCCUGCCACCACAGAAAGGCGACGACAGUUCCAGUGAGGGUAGCACCUAUGAGACGAAGGAUGGCGUUCGAGCAGAGACUAAGGAGGUCGGUGACGUGGUCUAG